Messenger RNA from Mercenaria mercenaria, 7542 nucleotides. Its product is annotated as centrosomal protein of 41 kDa-like. The coding region runs from base 628 to 1668 and encodes 346 amino acids. NCBI's taxonomy places the organism in Eukaryota, Metazoa, Mollusca, Bivalvia, Venerida, Veneridae. The record is from RefSeq and is a predicted model, not a curated record. The transcript is spliced from 10 exons. Gene Ontology annotation, biological process: protein polyglutamylation; cilium assembly. Gene Ontology annotation, cellular component: ciliary basal body.
CCAUAGAUACAGCAAUUGGAGACAGUCGGUUUAAUUGAAUGAGAAACCAGUUUAAAUUUGAAGAAUAAACAGCACUGUUCGAUAAAAGUGUUGAUACAAUUUCAUAGCUAUUUACUUGGAAUGAUUGUUUGAAGGUGUAAGUGGAACCAGGCACAGGGUGUGCUUCCUUAAAAACAAUUACCUGCAUUGGAUUUUAUUUAUUUACAUACUUUAUCGAAAAAAACAGAGAUUCAAUCAACUGAUUACUGCAUUUUAUUGUGCGAUUUAUGUGUUUACUGUUAUAUUGAAAGUGGUAAUUUAUUAGAUGUCUUGUUGAUAGGGGUAAUAGAAAAUAGGAGAUUGUCUCAUAUUGAAUAUGUUAAAGAUUUGACAGGAGUUUGAAUGGAGAAGGCGUGUAGAAGAUAGAGUUACAAUAUAUUGAAAAGAUAAUUAACUAUUUUUGUAACAGGAGAAACCAAAUAAAUUAAAAGAAUAAUUGAUAAACACUUGGAUUUCGGUGUGUUCUUGUCCAAAAUAUGGAAAUUUGAAGCUGCUGCAUUACACUUGCUGCUGUAAUUAACUGUUUAAUGCAUUGAGUAUACAAUCUGUGAUUUGAUUGAGGCUAAAUUGGCAGACAUUCUGUGAGACAUGCCAAAGAAAGGAAAUCCUACGCAUAGUGAUAGCAACUUUAAAAAACCUAAACCGUCUCCUAGGAUUAAGUUAUUCAAGGAAGACAGACAUAACUUGUUUGAUAUACUGAAGGAUGCUGAUAAACCUGUUGCUAGGGACUACAGAUACAGGCAAGAUGAAAUUUUCAAACGGAUGAAAGUCACCACAUUUGUUCAAUUGGUUGUUCAAGUAGCAUCGUAUGACGAGUCUAACGGCUCAUUAUAUGAUAUUGGAUCUGAGAGGGCAGACUCAGCUGAUGAAGAAGUGUACAGAAUACAGCGGUUAGGUGCUGGUGACCCAUCUCCAGAACCUUCACUUGAUGGAACAGAAGGUGGUAGCAGGGCACCAGCUGGGGGAAAUACUGGUAGAUCUACUUUACAAGGGGUUAUAAAGGGUGAAGGAGAAUUAGAUCGGAACAAACAUUCCUCAAAUAAUCUUGAAAAGAAGGUAUUAGAUGGUUGUCCAUACUUAUUGUUAGAUGUUAGAGAAAAUGACAGUUUUGAUCAAUGUCAUAUCAUCACUGCAAAAAAUUAUCCAAAGGCAAUGCUGUCACGUGCGUGCAACUAUGAAACAAAAGAUAUGUUGGCUUUUAAAAAUCAGAAAGGAAAAAUCAUUAUAGCUUAUGAUGAGACUGAAGAACUUGCCCCAAGUUGUGUCACAACUCUAGCCCAGCGUGGAUAUGAUAACAUAUUCCUGUUGUCAGGAGGGAUGAAGGUAGCAUAUAAAAUAUUCCCUGAGGGUUUAUUGACGGGUACACCUCCAUUAGCAGUAACAGAGACUCCAAGAAGUAAGCAGAAACCAGAAAUGGCUGACAGGGAAAAGUUUACCAGUGAAGAUUUGGCGAAAAUUGAAAUAUAUAUGGAUAAUGCUCUCUGUGAUAAAAGUUCUGGAAGUCGUUUGUCGAAGCUUAGCACAGCAUCAAGUCGUAUGAGUAGUAAUUAUUCAACAUCAAAGGGCUAUAAAACACCAUCUUCUGUUGCCUCUGGUAGGGCCUCACACCAAACACCAUUCAAACCUUGAUACACACUGAAACACAAGAAAGCCUCAAGAGAAGCAACUUUGGUCCUGCUUGUGUUGAUCUUAGUGUGAAUUACCUCCCUUUUAAAAAUACCUAUUUUGGAUCUCAACAGAUCCAAGAUGCAUGUCAUACAUAUGCUACAGUGACAUUAUAAAUCUAGCUCAUCUGCCUCGUACAUAUUUGUUCAACUUUUUAAACACAUUUAAUUCAGCCACUUUUCCAAAUUUCUGGCUAUUGAGCCAGCAGGAAUUCGUUUUUAUUGUUUGUAAUGGUUGAAAAGUGACCUAUCAAUAGUCAUGUCAGAUAUUGGUCAGUGUUUAAUGAUCUUAAUUCAAAUAUUUCAAGCCUUAGUAUUCUACACCACAUUGAUACGGAAAUUUAAAAAAAAUUAAAAAGACCAACUUGGCAAUAAACACAUUGAUAUCAUUUAACCGUCGGAAGUUCCAUACUGACUUGCUAGGGAAACAAAAGCUGUCAGAGGACUGCAGUACUAGAUUAUUCAACAGUCUUGUCAAUUGAAUGAAUAUGUAAAUAAAAAAGGGGGCAUAAUUUUGUCCAAAUGCAUGUCAGAGUAAUGGAACAUGUGCAGUGCAUGUCAGGCCCUCACAGUGGACAAGCGUUUGAAGUUCAAUCCAUUCCCAUUUGUUGGUAGUGAGAUACCAGCUUACAAACAAAAAAUAAGUCGAAAAAUGUGCAUAAUUUUGUACAAAAGCAAAAUGGAAUUAUGGAACAUGUGCAGAGUAAGUCAGUUUAUAACAGUGAAUAGGUGUGGGAAGUUUCAAUCAAUUUCCACAAAUGGUUACCGAGAUACUAGCUUGCAUACAAAAACUUAACCAAAUCGAGACACCAACGCACAGUCAAGUCCAAUAACUCUACCAGUCCUUCAAAUACGGUAGUCAAGCUAAAAAAACUUGUGAAAUCAGUAAUAUUUGUGCAAGACUAAUUUUUGUUUGUUGCAUCAGUCCGAAAAGUUAAAUUGCAAGGAAUAUAUAACAUCUUCAAACAUUGAAAUCCAUUUAUUAAUAACCCUAAGAAAUAAGCCUUUGGGCUAAAACAAUGAAAUUUCAUUCCUGCAAAACUGCAACUGCACUUUAGGAUUGCCUAUACUUCUAUGCAAUGUUCUCACCCCAGUUUUAUCUUCUCAUAAAUCUUGCCUUAUAUGACAGUGGGUAAAAUAGCAGUUGAAUGAAUGACUUUAUAUAACAUUGAUUAAAUAUGUUGAACAGCUUGUCUCUAAUCUGAAUGUUGCACAUCAUUGAAAACCUUUACAUUCUGAAAAGAUGAUAAAAACUAAAUGCUUGUUGCUGAAACUGCAUCCUUGAGGCAUCUGUUGUAUGGGUAAAUGUGUUGAACCAGUGAGUUAGCAUUCUUUUAGGAUUAUUCAUAUCAUAUUACAGUUGGUAUUGUGUUGAAAGGCAGUAUUUCACAUAAUUUAGAAUAUUUUUGUACUAUUUAUGCCCCAAGAAACAAAGUAUGUUGGGGCUAUAUUGGAGUCACACAUGCCAGCCCGCUCUUGGUGCCCUCUCCUUAUCUAAUAAAGGGAAGGUUUUCAUAAAACAAGCAUCAGAUGUUAACCCCAUCAUGAGGUCCAAGGUCAAGGACACAUUUGAAGGUCAAAGAUCAGAUAGCUUAACUAUGUUUGCCCUACAUAUCUUAACCACUGGAAAGAUUUCAUAAAAAUUGCACCAAUUCUUUGUCAUCCAGAGGACAUGUAAAGGUCAUGGUGACAACAUUUUACAUUCCCUGUAUCAAAGCGGCAUCUUGGGGUAUUAAUUGCCUUUAUUAUGCUCCCAGAGGGGAAACAUAGUCUCAGCUUCACCGCCCAUCCCGCAAUUCUUGUCAGGAGUAUUUCUAAGCAACCACUGGUUGGAAUUUAGCAUUUAUAUGCUUCAUUGUUAAACCUAGCUCAGGCAUGGUAAUGGUCAUAGAAACAGAAAGGAACUCCCAACUUUGCAAUAUAUUGUAUAUCAUAUAAGAAAUCAGUUGAUGUGUCUGGCACAGAACUGUAGUUUUUUUUUUGCACACCAGCAUGCACAUUUGGUUUUCAUAUGUUGAUGGUUGUGGAAACGUUGAAUAUCUAUUUUAUAUUCCAUUCAUAUUUUUACAUCUAUCACUCUUUCUUACAUAAUUGCUUUUACUCUUAAUUCAAACUUCAUUAAUGAGAAAAUACAAGAAAUAUUAUUAUUAUUAUUAUACCAGAUUUAUAUAGCGCCCUUUUCAUGAUCAAUUUCACGUUCAGAGGCGCUUUACAUAGUUCAGAUGCAGCCAGACAGGGCGCAUAAUUCAUCCUCUACUAGUACAGACACAGAGCGAUCUGACCAGAGGGACAGAGUGAGACAAAGCCCCACAACAUAGCGAUCAGAAAUCAGAUACAGGCAUGUCUGGCUAACUUGGCCUAGCUCGUUGCGAAUAGACAGCCUGGUUCUUUAACGUGCCCAGUGUAUAGCACUGAUACACGCAAGGAUUGCCUGGUUCCUGACCAGUACACCUCUGGUGGGAAACACUGAAAAGCGUUUCUGAAAAUUUCCGAGUAGCUGCCGGGUAUCAAACCCCCGACCUCAGGAUUGGAAGGCCAGUGUGCAAACCACUGAGCUAUCCGUCCACCUAAAAAGUCCUCCGAUAAAUUGACAUAGAUCUCUAUAGCCUUAGGUGUUGUGUAUUUAAUUUGUCACAAAAAUUUUUGAUGUUCAGAUUAAUCAAUAAUAUAAAUUUUGGGGGAUCAGAAGCUCUUAGAUACUUAUGUAAAGUUGUGUUAGGCACCAGAUAUCUCAAGAAUAGAUGUGUACAUUUAAAAAAAAGUUAGGCUGUGUAAACUUAAUGCCAUUAAACUAUAUUAAGCAGCAAGCCAGUGGAGCUACACAAUUUGGGUGCUUAUGGCAGUUUGGGAAGUUAGAUGCCUGGCUGCUAAAGGAAGGAGGUUGUUUUAAUACAGGUGGCUGCUAAGGCAGGGGCAGCUUUAUACUGUUAUUCACAUACAGCUUUAAAUUUGAAGAGAGGAGACACUCUGUAUAUACCUUUAAUUCUGGAUAAGUUUUAAUUACAGGAACGUAAUCGAAAUCAGUAAUGUUUAAAUAAAAUAUUGCAUAUUCCUUUCAGUAUUGAUACAUUAAAAUUUGUCUUGCUUUUUCAAAAUAAAGAUUCAGAUGUGUAUUAUAUAAAUAUAUUUAACUUGCAUAUUUGUGGCUGUGCAUGUUUUGUGUUACUUGAUUGUGUUGUUAUACUCAUCGGCAACUGUUAAUCUUUGCAUCUUUGUAAUGAAAGGAGUUUAUUUUUGUGUAUAUGAAUAGAUGGAAUUGUUGUAUUAUAUUGUGUAAUGUAUUUAUUAUGUGUGAGAUAUUUUAUAUACAUGCUGAAAUCUGCUAAUGUUCUGUCAUGGGUGUCACUGUCAAAUGUGCUUUGAAACAUGCAUCUAAAUGUAUUUGUAUGUUUACCUACAAAAAGCAUUACCGUAUUCAUGUUUAUCACUAUAUGAGGUACAAGUAGGAUUCAAAGUUUGUGAGAAAUAAUUCAUGACUUCAGUAUUAGAUAUAUAUUGUGUUAUAGAUAAUAGUAAUAAAUUUUGUCAACUCAGCAUGAAAUUAUUUGAACUAUAGAUAAUGAAGCAGAUUUAACAGUGUUUUGUGGAGUUGACAGUUUUUCAAUAAAAUUCUGCACACUUAAACAGAUAAAUGAAAUGUGUACUAGAUAAAAGACUUAAAAGAAACAAGAAAAAUCAUAUAGACUGUAUAUGAUAAAGUAUAUUUACUGUUGCCUUUUGCAAAUGGACAUUGUAAUCAUGACCAGUCUUUUAGUUUGUAGAAAUGAUGUGUAAAAAUUUGACUGUCUUAUUGUUUGCUUGAAUCUGUCGUUCUUUCAAGAUAAUUUGGCACAUAAUUUAGACAAAAAUGUAUUUAAUCUGCUGUUUUGGUGAGUAAAAUGAGCUUUUUCUUAGAAUGGUAUCAGUUGACAAUUUUCUCUGUCAGAAUGUAAAUGACCAUUCACAUUAAUCACCCAAUGAAAUCAGUCCACAUUUCCUUUGCAGAGUGAAAGUUCUGGCUCCUAGUCCAUUUUGAAGCCAUAUGUUACGAUUGAUUUUGACGUUUGCUGUAGGGGAUUAUAAUUAAGCUCUUGUUUAAUGUGUAAAGAUUUGCAUACUUGAGCACAUUAGUGACUUAUAAGUAAACAGAAUUAUAAGGUAACAGCUUGAAGAACUAUAAAAGAUAUUUGUCACAGUCUUCUCAUGCUGAAAGUCAGGCCUCGGCUUAAUUGUAUGUAUUGUUUCCGUUAAAUGCAAGUAUUAAGAACUUGCAUUACUCAUUUUUCUUAACACUCAGCUGUUGCAUUGCUUGUUUCCAAGCAUUGUUUUCCUAGAAGUGGGUUCUCAGCAGUUUGGUAAAAUAAUGUUUUGGUAGAAAGAAUGUGUGAUGAAAAUAAACCAUUCGGUAUGUAGUAGUAAACUUCCCUUGUAGAUGAGUAUAUAAUAAUGAUAAUAAUUUAGAUCAUAGUUGCCAUAAGGCUUAUGUAGAAAGUGUCCAGAACUAGAAUAGCAUUUGAGCCGUGCCAUGGGAAAAUCAACAUAGUGGCUUUGCGACCAGCAUGGACCCAGACCAGCCUGUGCAUCAGCGCAGUCUGGUCAGGAUCCAUGCUGUUCGCUAACAGUUUCACCAAUUCCAAUAGGCUUUAAAAGCGAACAGCAUGGAGCCUGACCAGACUGCGUGGAUGCGCAGGCUGGACUGGAUCCAUGCUGGUCGCAAACCCACUAUGUUGGUUUUCCCAUGGCACGGCUCAUUUAUUUACUUAAAUUUGUUCUAGUGUUCAUUAGCUUAAACAUUCUCAAAUAACAAUAAGUAUAUAUUCAAAGUAUCUUUUUAAAAACAACAUAAGACUCAAAAAAGGAUGAUACCUUAAUGAACAAACACUUCAUCUUUGUACAAUGUAUAUCCAACUUUACCUGGAAGAAUUUGAAUAUCUUUGAUGAAUAAUAUGUAACUGACAUUAAGAUAUAAAAGAGGAAAACAGCAUCAUGAAUGAUAAACAUACACUGUGCAUCCAUGUAGAGUUAUUGUCUUGUAAAAUUGUAGAAGGGAUAUUUGUUGAUGGUAUCAGCCUGAUGUGAUCAUUCUGGAGAUCUGUAGACAUUGUAUUGAAGUGUUCGCAUAUACAUGAUUACCUGUAAACCAUUGUUUCACAUGUUUAAUUUCAAACACAGUUUGAGGCAACAUGAUUUCAGGUUAUACUUACAUACAACCAACUUUAGAUUAAGUUUGUCUUGAAAACAGUUUAGAUUUUUUCCCUCGUUAUUUGUUACAAUUCACAUACACGUAACUGCCCUAAAUGUCAGUAUUACUGUUGUUACAUAGCAUUGUCCUAACACUUUUAAAACUGUAUGUUCUAUUUUUUUAUUCUGAUCCUGUAAAACAUUUUUAACAAUAUGAAGUUUGACUGUAUAUUUGUAAUAGUUUUAUUGUUGAAACAAUUUUGUUACGAUCACCGAUGAAAUGGAAAUUGUCUUAUUCUUGUCUACUUGAAUUCUGAAAACUUGUUUGUGAGAUUCUAGACUAAAUUAUAAUAUCUUUGUGCAUUUUUUAAAAUUUAUUUGAUAUCAGUGAUAUUUAUUCUAGAUAUGUAAUUUGUUUUUUACCAUUAAAAUACAGUAAAUUAAGAGGGUCAUUUAGUUAUUUUAAUGUUAAAUAAACUCAAAAGUAAUUUUCUCAACGGAUGACGUUUUCUUCAUGUUUGCUUUGCCUUGAGUCAGUUUGCUCAUUAACUCUGUGUUCAGUUCUCAUGAUCUAUGUGUUUUUCUAAUGCAUCAUUUUAAAAAAAUAAUAAUGUGUUACCAUGGAAUUUGUGUCUUGAAUGUGCCUGUGAUGAUAAACUUUAAUAAAAAAUGCACAUUU